AUGACAGAUGAGUUUCUGUUUCAAGACAAUAAGAACCAUACUGUUUGUAUAAAUCCAACAAAAGGAACUUUAAACGAGAAACCUAUAAAUGAACUUCUUUUGAAAGCAGAUGUUGGCAACAAAGCUGACAAAGAAUAUGUAGACGAUGCAAUAGCAAAAGAAGAAGAAAGAGCUAACAAAGCUUAUGCAACAAAAGAACAUACUCAUCCUGAACUAGCAGACAAAACAUAUGUUGACAAUAAAAUGUCAAGUGAAGUGACAAGAGCUGAAAACGAAUAUUCUAAAAAGACUCAUACACAUACCAUUGCAAAUAUUACAAACUUACAAGAAACCUUAAACAGUAAAAGUGCCGUUGGACAUACACAUACCAUUGCAAAUAUUACAAACUUACAAGAAACCUUAAACAGUAAAAGUGCCGUUGGACAUACACAUUCUAUAUCUGAAAUAACAGACUUAAACGUUAGCCUUGAAAAGAAAGCAGACAAGAACCAUACACAUACAAGUUUCACAACUGUUGGUAUAGAAAGUAUUGAAGGAACGGUUGAAGAACCUGAUGGGGAUGUAUUAUAUUGGAAACCUCCUAACUUUCCACAAGGUUUAACAUCGGAUGACGACAUAACGACGAUGAAAAACAUUAGAUGUAAAGAUGUUUAUGUCAUGAAGGAUGAAAAUAACGUUAAAUUCACUGCUCAAGAUUUAUAUGACAAGAAAGCAGACAAAACAGAGCUUCAAACAUUAAAGACGGAAAUACUUCAAACAUUAUAUCCUAUAGGCUCUAUUUAUACGUCAAUGAACUCUACCAGACCAGAAACAGUUCUGGGUUUUGGAACUUGGACUCAAAUAGUCGACAGGUUUUUGUAUUGUGCAAACUCUUCAAAGGAAACAGGUGGAAGUAAAACGAUUUCAGGUGAAAACUUACCUGCGCACAGUCACUACAUAGAUUUAAGUACAUCUCAAGCAGGUUGGCAUAGUCAUAG
Messenger RNA from Trichomonas vaginalis G3, 977 nucleotides. Its product is annotated as phage tail repeat-like family. Lineage: Eukaryota; Parabasalia; Trichomonadida; Trichomonadidae. The transcript has a single exon. The annotation marks the transcript as partial. The record is from RefSeq and is a predicted model, not a curated record.